Messenger RNA from Toxotes jaculatrix (banded archerfish), 1834 nucleotides. RefSeq names its product gdnf family receptor alpha 1a (gene gfra1a). Bases 323 to 1744 code for a protein of 473 amino acids. The record is from RefSeq and is a predicted model, not a curated record. Gene Ontology annotation, molecular function: signaling receptor activity. Gene Ontology annotation, cellular component: signaling receptor complex; external side of plasma membrane. Gene Ontology annotation, biological process: nervous system development. The transcript is spliced from 10 exons. Lineage: Eukaryota; Metazoa; Chordata; Actinopteri; Toxotidae.
CGCCUCCACCGCUGCUCUGAUUCCUUGUCUUUGUCUUCCGGCGGUGAGAAGACCACCCGCACGGGAAGGAGAGAAAGAAAGCACUUCUUUUUAUAAAUACACAGACUACCGAGAGUCCGAGAAACUGCAGAAUCGGGACUGGACACUUUUGGAGGGGAGAUUAUUUCUUGCAUGAGGCGAGCUGGAUCUGUUCUGUACAGCGGAGCGCACACUGCUACGUCUUUCAAUGGAUUUCAAAGCAGUGGAAGUGCCCUGGGAAUUAAACUACUGUUAAGUUGCUUCUAGUUCGCAAAUUUCGUUCUAACAAGGGUUUCUGUUUCACAUGGAGAGGAAGACGAUGAUCCUCGCAGGAUUGUAUGUCCUUCUGCCUCUUUUAGAUGUGUUGUCUUACGCCGAGGAGAGCCUGCGUGCUGGGGCCACCCGGCUGGACUGUGUGAGAGCCAGUGAUCAGUGCCUGAAGGAGCAGGCGUGCAGCACCAAGUACCGCACGAUGAGGCAAUGCGCGGCCGGCGGGAAGGAGAGCAACUUCAGCAUGGUGGCCGGUCUGGAGGCCAAGGACGAGUGCCGGAGCGCCAUGGACGCGCUCAAACAGAGCCCGCUGUACAACUGCCGGUGUAAAAGGGGCAUGAAGAAAGAGAAGAACUGUCUGCGCAUUUACUGGGGGAUCUAUCAGACAUUACAAGGUAAUGAUUUUUUGGAGGAGUCUCCAUAUGAACCCGUGAACAGCCGUCUGUCUGACAUUUUCCGCCUGGCUCCCAUCAUAGGUGAGCCUGCAGUAGCCAGAGAGAAUAACUGUCUGAAUGCUGCCAAGGCCUGCAACCUGAAUGACACGUGUAAGAAGUACCGCUCGGCCUACAUCAGCCCCUGCACCAGCCGCGUCUCCACCGCUGAAGUCUGCAACAAGAGGAAGUGUCACAAGGCCCUGCGGCAGUUCUUUGACAAGGUUCCACCAAAGCACAGCUACGGCAUGCUGUUCUGCUCAUGUCCACUCAGCGACCAGACGGCCUGCUCUGAGCGCCGGCGUCAGACCAUCGUCCCCGUCUGCUCGUACGAAGAAAAAAUGAAACCCAACUGUCUUGAGCUGCAGGCCUCCUGCAAGACCAACUACAUCUGCAGGUCACGACUGGCUGACUUCUUUGUCAACUGCCAGCCCGAGCCUCGCUCGCUGUCAGGCUGUCUGAAGGAGAACUACGCAGACUGCCUCCUCGCAUACUCAGGCCUGAUUGGUACGGUGAUGACCCCAAACUACCUGCGCUCGCCCAAAAUCAGCGUGUCUCCCUACUGCGAUUGCAGCAACAGUGGCAACAACAAGGACGAGUGUGACAAGUUCACCGAGUUUUUCACCGAGAACACCUGCCUCCGUAAUGCCAUCCAGGCCUUUGGCAACGGGACAGAUGUGGGAGUGUGGCAGCCGAUGUCCCCCGUCCAGACUACCACCUCCACCACCACUCCUUACCAGAGGAACCGCGAACGCAACCCCAAUACCAUUGACAACCACAUCAACACAGAUCCUGGCAUUUACCAGUUCUGUGGCAAUCUCCAGGCUCAGAAACUGAAGUCGAACUCCACUGUUGAUGGGAUCCUCUGUGUGGACCCUCAGAUCGACGGUCCAAGUACGUCCAACGCCAUCCUGAGAAACUCGGCUGUUUCCAGACGGCCCGCAGGCCUGGCCUCUCUGCUGCCCCCGCUGCUGUGGCUGUGGUACUGCAGCCUGCCGGCACUGCCCACGCUGGGCAACUUGUAGCCUCGUCGCUUCUCAGCAGCAAGCUACAACGGACUGACAAACACACAUUUGUAUAAAAGAAAAAGCAAAACAAGAAAUUAUAUGCUUUCU